GCAUCCGUCUCUGUAGUCUGACAGCUGGCAGUUUCACUUUCGUGUCCUAAUGUGCUUAUAUAUCAAAAUUCAUAAUUUUCCAAAGCAUACAAUUCCCCAAAAUUAAUCAUCAACGGACUAAGCAUUCCGUUUCUUUGGCUACCAUAACCGCUUCCAAUCUGUUUCUGGUUACCCAGCCGCAUUUACUUUCGCUUCCGGUUCCGUUUCCAGGAUGUGCUUUGGCAAGUUCUUCGGCGGCAGGCAUGGAAAUCGUUCCAAUGCUGUUGCCACUGAAGGUGUCACCGUGCGUCCCAGCCUGGCCAAUGUUCCCCAGGUGUCCGUGGACAAUAUACGCUCCGUCAAGUCCACCAAAUCGACCAAGUCCGUCAAGUCUGGCAAAUCGAUGGCCGCUGCCAGCCGCGUGACCGUCAAUUUGGCCAACCAGCGAGCACCCAGUGUUAACACCAUAGGAUCGGAGGCAAAGAAAUCUGUGCUGGUUGGGCCAGGCGGAGGAGUUUCCAGUGCCAGCGCUUCGGUGGUCCCUAAUGCUGCUGGUGGAUCUGCCACCGGCUCUGGGACAGCAGAUGGCAGCUCUCGCUCUGUAAGGCGCAGCUCCUGGUUCCAAUGAUCCCAUCCCGGAGCAGCGCAAAUUGCUAAGGAUUCAUCUUCAAAGACCUCCGUCGGGAUUAGAAGCAGAGAAGGAAGCACACAUAUCUUCGAUUUUUCAGAAUUACAGCAGAAAAAAAAAAAUGAAAUAAAGUGCAAAACCCGUAAAAAAAAUCCUUUAAAAAAACCCCUAAAAUUCCCAACUCCUGGAAUCCGUGUAGAAUCAAUGUAUUCAA
This is a messenger RNA of Drosophila kikkawai, 821 nucleotides long. RefSeq lists its product as uncharacterized. The record is from RefSeq and is a predicted model, not a curated record. Lineage: Eukaryota; Metazoa; Arthropoda; Insecta; Diptera; Drosophilidae.